GUUAGAGCGCAAACAGCUUUACUUUUACGCAUCACUCGUGUGUAUAUCAAUAGAAGUCACAGGACCAUGUUGGAUUUUAGUUUUGUAUAGAAAAUACCACGGUUGACUUAAGUGAACAAUAUCAUUCAAAAGUACACUCUAUUGUAAGUAAAUCCUCAGGGGCGUGUGAGUUUAGAACAGGUGGUCUUAGAAAAAUGUCCGUCAUGGGAACGCAUGGAUGGAGCUCAGUGCGUCUUGGUUUCGUCGUCUGUGGAUAUUUAGCGUUUUUCUGCGGUGAAUUCGUCCCACCGACUGAAGCGGGCUGCAGGGAGAGAGAAAGCCCGAAUUGCUGUACCGGGCGGAACAAUGAAUGUUUCGAGUACACUAAGAGAAAAACUGUCUGCUACUGUGAUACCUACUGUCAGAAAACCCGAGACUGCUGCGAGGACUACCAGCGCGUGUGCCAAAUAUCUGCAGCCAUUGACUGUGUGGUGGGAUCCUGGGGUCCGUGGUCGUCGUGCACAUCUCCGUGCGGAGUUGGAAGCACGGAGAGGAGUCGUCAAGUAUUUGUGCCCCCCAGGAAUGGAGGUACACCUUGUCCUGACCUCAAGCAGCGAAGGGGAUGUUAUGGAAACAACGCCAUAUGCAGCGCCGCUAAAGAGGUGGCCAAAAUUUUGCCUGACUCUUUCAAGAGGAAGUUCAAGGAUCCCUGGAGGCGACCACACAUGAUGAUGAAGGAAGAGAAAGAUAGUUACUGUGUGUACCUGAGGGUGAAACAGGCCAGUCCAGCGUGUAAACUCAAGCUGUGGAGCUCUCGGCUGGUGAGAGACAGGGUGAUCUGUGCAGAGUGCCAGAGUGACGCCAUGUCAAAGUCAGAUCGCUGCGGAGGUGAUGGCCUGGAGACCAUCAGAACAUUCUGGGCAGCAGCUUCGGUCCCGGGUUGUCAUGGCUCCUGGGUACGAGAGUUGUCCUCUGAGCGCUGCCGUUGUCCUCCAUACUCAGUCCUCUUUGUUUGAGCCGACAUCUGCCCUCGGACAUCCAAAUGCAAGGACGUCAUUUCCCUCAGAGCCUCUCGCUGACCGCGGAGAGCCCUACCAGCCCUGCCAGACCCGCCCCAUCCAGAGUACUGGAUGGGUAACUCAAGGAUAUCAGCUCCAUCCUGCCACUUUUCCCGCUCACCUCAUACUCUGUACUGUAUACCCACGUGUUAGCACACAGAAUUUCAUGCAUUUAACUUCUGAUUUUACAGCCACAAUCAUGUAUGCUUCUCCUCCAAGCACACCUGCGUGUGCAUUACUUUUUACCUCUGAAUCUUAGCUAUCUACCUCCAUCAAUGCAAGUGCAUCUGUUAAUGCAUAAUGUAUAAAAAUAUAAAUAUAUUAUUUUGAUUCAUACAUUUUCUACUUAUGACUGUUUACGUGUAAUGCAUGUGUCUACAUAGCUAUACAUUUUUGUAUCUAUCAUGAAACAGAGGUUGCUGCCCUUAAAUCGAGUUCCGAUCCAAAAAGUUGUAAAUCCUCAGAGGGUCGGAGAAGCUGAGAACUGGUUCAUCCAAGUUUGCAUCUUCUGCUCGAAAGCUUGAGUCAGUAUAUUUGUGCUCUACCGUUUUCUACCAGCAAAGAUGAAAAUCAGAUACUGAUUGCCAGGUGCUUGGAUUUGUGUCUUUGUUGCUCAUCAAACCUCCACUUUUAUAUAAGCUCCUGACUCUCACUUCCUAUUAGUAUUCGUAGUAUAAAGGCUCACGGCUGAGGUCACUCACAUGGACCUUGACCUAUUUGAAACUAAAGGAGCUAUAUUAGAAAAAGAAAAUAAUGGUGGUUCUCUCCGUGAUCUGUGUUUGAGACAGAAAAGAAAAGGUUUGAAGAGUGUUUUGCCUCACAGUCUGCCCUUCUCACAGGGGAGUUUCAUCAGCAGAGCAUCCUCCAGUAUAAAUACCACAUGCAGCCAAGUUCCUCGCGUAUUAUUAAUUACCAGAACUUCCUCCCAGUGCUCCCUACAGCUUCUUGCUUUCUUCUCUGACGUAGUGUUUUCUUUAAAAAAGAACAGCUGUGUCUUUUUGACUUAAAAACAAAAGUCAGCCAGCUGGCCCGCCUCUUCCCAGUCCUCUGUCACAGCUGGUUUCAGAGAGGAGGACAGGUGUGGCACCAGUCAAGUGAUUUCUCUGUUACUUUCUCUUACGUUUCCAUGUCUGUUUUUGUGCGUUUUAUUUAUUUCAAAACAAGUGCUGAUUUCAUUAAAACAACACAGAAUAUUCUGUAUAUUGUCCAUUAGUAAAAAAUAAACAACUCGACUGUCA
This is a messenger RNA of Cololabis saira (Pacific saury), 2275 nucleotides long. RefSeq names its product somatomedin-B and thrombospondin type-1 domain-containing protein. The coding region runs from base 195 to 995 and encodes 266 amino acids. The record is from RefSeq and is a predicted model, not a curated record. The transcript is spliced from 5 exons. NCBI's taxonomy places the organism in Eukaryota, Metazoa, Chordata, Actinopteri, Beloniformes, Belonidae.